AUGGAAGAGGAAAUGAAUGAAGUAGUAAGAUAAUUUAAACCAAAAUUCAGAUCGAUUCACAAAACAUAGAUUGAAGAUGAUUUAAGUGAAAAUACUGCAAGUUCAUUACAUUAAAUUGAACUAUUAAGAACUGUUAUUACAAAAAAUGUAUUUAACAUUGUAAGAAUACAAACCAUUGAUGAUAGAUGGAUUGGUAUUUAAUUGAGAGAUCAUUACGUAACUUGUGGAUGGUUACUUUCUGAAGUUAUAAGAAAAUUAAGUUAAUUAAGAUUAAAUUAUGAUCCAGGUGAGAUUGUUGGAUUUAAGACAAAUAAUAUUCAUUUGGAUUAUCAUUUAAGUUGUUUGCAUUAUAAUUUACCUAAUUUGAAUGGAGUUCUUCUUAUUCCUUAAAUUCGUUAACAAUUAAAAGAACCAAUUAAUCUUGAUUGGUUUGAAAUAAUUAAGAAAUUAGCAGCUGGUGGUUUUUCAGUAGUUUAUUUAGUAAAGAAUAAAGAGAAUGGAUAAUUUUAUGCUAUGAAAGUAAUUGACAAACGAUUAAUGAUUGAAAGAGACAAAGAAGAAAUGGUAUUUAAUGAAAGAUAAAUCUUAACAAGAUUAAAUCAUAAAAGAAUAAUCAAUUUAUAUUGUGCAUUCUAGUCAGUAAUUCAUAUUUAAUUAUCAAAAGAAAUCUAAAUUAUAUUUUGUAUUUGAUUAUUGUCCAGGUGGAGAACUAUAUUAUCAUUUAAGAAAAUAAAAACGAUUUAAUGAAGAACAAGCUAAAUGGUUAUUUAUUUAAAUUUUGGAUGGAUUACAAUAUUUACAUUCCUAGAACAUUAUCUAUAGAGAUUUAAAACCAGAAAAUAUUUUAAUUGAUUAAGAUGGAUAUCCUAAAAUAGCUGAUUUUGGACUUAGUAAAAUAGUUGACAAUUAAGAAUAAUUAAAUUAUUCUUUUUGUGGAUCCUUAGAAUAUAUGGCACCUGAAAUGAUAGAAUAAAAAGGACAUAAUUAUACUUAAGAUUAUUAUUAAUUAGGUGUUAUGCUUUAUGAGAUGAUGGCAGGCAUACCUCCAUUUUAUGCUAAGACAAGAUAAGAUAUGAUUAAGAAUAUAGUAUCAAAAUAGAUAAAUUAUCCACAUUUCUUUUCUAAAAAUUUAUAAGAUUUAAUAACAAAAUUAUGUAAUAAAGAUAAAACUAAAAGAUUAUGUGGAAAAUGUAACUUAAUUAAAUAUAAUUAGAAAUUUAUUAACAUCCUUGGUUAUAAGGACCUAUAAAAAAGAUGCCAAUAAAAUAUUAAUGUGAUCAAUUCAAUUUUGACAAAUUGUUUAUUAAUCAAAAAUGUUUAGAUAUUGAAACAGGACCUAGAUGUAUUGCUGAAGAGUUUAAUUUAUUGACCUUAUCUUAAUCAAGAGAUAUUAGGGAUGAAGAAAUGUGUCCCUUUGAAAAAUUCUCUAGUUUUUAUUACAAAUAAUGA
This is a messenger RNA of Paramecium primaurelia, 1449 nucleotides long. Lineage: Eukaryota; Ciliophora; Oligohymenophorea; Peniculida; Parameciidae. The record is from the annotation of a GenBank genome assembly.